Anopheles gambiae (African malaria mosquito) is the source of this 473-nucleotide messenger RNA. RefSeq lists its product as uncharacterized. The record is from RefSeq and is a predicted model, not a curated record. The transcript is spliced from 2 exons. NCBI's taxonomy places the organism in Eukaryota, Metazoa, Arthropoda, Insecta, Diptera, Culicidae. The coding region runs from base 64 to 276 and encodes 70 amino acids.
UGAACGGUGUAUAAAACACCCGCAUUUUAAUCCAUCCACCUUACUGUGUACUAUUUGUUCAGUAUGAUUAACAAGCCCUCGAUGAAGUCUGUGCUAGUAACAUUACUCCUCGGUCUACUGGUGGUCGUAGAUGCUGCCAACAAUACGGAAGGCAAGCCCACACAAAACGAUCAUCGUACAAACAGGAUUGUCUAUUUCUAUGUUAAAUUUCGGUUCAGUUCUGUGGUUGAUGAUCGCAAGACGUUGUAUGUAUUCGUGCUGAAAAAUGUAUAUUGAAAGCACUUCCUAACUCUUGAGGAUUCGAAACGCAUCACCGCUGUCGAACAGCUACCCAAUGGUCAACCUUAUUGCUUUUCAUCCUCUUUACCCUAGCCUUGAACAAAAUUAUAAUUUUAUAUUUUAUAACAUCUAAUUAAACGUUCAAUUCAAAAAAGCAAAAAUAAAGCAAAAAGAUGCGUUACUCACCAUGCUGC